AUGAACCUCAAAUGCGGAGGGGAAUGCAACCGAUUGUUCUCAGCACCUAGAAGCCUGACUCAUCACCGUCAGACCUGCAAACACUGGCAGAGGCAACUGACUCUGCAGUCACAACAUUUCAAACACAUCUCUGCGUCCCUACAAGAUUCGCAAGCGCCUCCUGCGAAGAAGAUGAAAUUUAGUGCUCAAAUACCAUCUUCUGCCUCGGAAUCCCCACCUAUGCCUAUGAACAUUGUGACAUCUGAUUCUUCUGAUAUUCCUGCAUCUCUGCCCAGCAUCAAUGAUUCGGCAGUGGCCUCGUCUAGUGCCUCUGCACUUGACAUUGUACAGGAGGAGCAGCCAGAGAAUCAAGCUGGCCGUCCCUCUCGAACGCAUCGCCUACCCUUACGGUUCAGGGACGAACUUCCAGUCCCGCCACCUGCCAUUCCAGCGCCAGCUUCGACGAAUGUUGUGCACCGGGUGGUUCUUUAUGUAUUUGAUUCCUUUCGCACAUCUCUCAAUCAAUUUGGAAUUGGAUGGGAGUAUCAUCACCGACCAUCGUAUGACCCAGAUGCUUUCGUCUCCGUUGAGCAGCUAUCCAAUAUCAUGUUCAAUUUCCCUUUCCCUUGA
Messenger RNA from Suillus discolor, 609 nucleotides. RefSeq lists its product as uncharacterized. NCBI's taxonomy places the organism in Eukaryota, Fungi, Basidiomycota, Agaricomycetes, Boletales, Suillaceae. The coding region runs from base 1 to 609 and encodes 202 amino acids. The transcript is spliced from 2 exons. The record is from RefSeq and is a predicted model, not a curated record.